Messenger RNA from Calidris pugnax (ruff), 2859 nucleotides. It is a transcript of the gene RHOT2, whose product is annotated as ras homolog family member T2. Lineage: Eukaryota; Metazoa; Chordata; Aves; Charadriiformes; Scolopacidae. The record is from RefSeq and is a predicted model, not a curated record. The transcript has 19 exons. Gene Ontology annotation, molecular function: GTP binding; calcium ion binding; GTPase activity. Gene Ontology annotation, cellular component: mitochondrial outer membrane. Gene Ontology annotation, biological process: mitochondrion transport along microtubule; small GTPase-mediated signal transduction; regulation of mitochondrion organization. The coding region runs from base 42 to 1898 and encodes 618 amino acids.
GCGGCGGCGGCCCCGGGAACGGCGGCGGCGGGGGCGCCGCCAUGAAGCGGGACGUUCGCAUCCUCCUGCUCGGGGAGGCCCAGGUGGGGAAGACAUCCCUGAUCAUGGCCCUGGUGGGCGAGGAGUUCCCCGAAGAGGUGCCCCCUCGUGCAGAGGAGAUCACGAUCCCGGCUGCUGUCACCCCUGAGAAGGUCCCCACACACAUAGUGGACUAUUCAGAGUCGGAGCAGACGGAGGAUGAGCUGCAGGAGGAGAUUGCUAAGGCCGACGUGGUCUGCGUGGUGUACGAUGUCACCAAGGAGGCCACCAUUGAGAAGAUUCGCACGAAGUGGAUCCCCAUGGUGAACGGGGAGGUGGAAAAGGGCUCCAGGAUUCCUGUUAUUUUAGUGGGAAACAAGUCUGACCUGCAGGUGGGGAGCUCCAUGGAGGUCAUCCUGCCCAUCAUGAACCAGUUCUCGGAGAUUGAGACCUGCGUGGAGUGCUCUGCCAAGAACCUCAAGAACAUCUCUGAGCUCUUCUACUACGCCCAGAAGGCUGUGCUGCACCCCACUGCCCCCCUCUACGACCCAGAGGAGAAGCAGCUGAAACCUGCGUGUGCGCAAGCCCUCACCCGGAUCUUCAACCUCUCAGACCAGGAUAACAACCAGAUCCUUAGUGAUGAUGAACUCAACUACUUUCAGAAGUCCUGCUUUGGAAACCCGCUGGCUCCUCAGGCCCUGGAGGACGUGAAGAUGGUUGUGUGGAAGAACACCACAGAUGGGGUGCAGGACAACGGCCUGACGUUAAACGGUUUCCUCUUCCUCAACACGCUCUUCAUCCAGAGGGGCCGGCACGAGACCACCUGGACCAUCCUUCGCUGCUUUGGGUACAACGACGAGCUGGAGCUGACGGAUGACUAUCUCCACCCACAGUUCCGUGUUCCUGCUGGCUGCUCCACGGAGCUCAACCACUUGGGCUACCAGUUCCUACAGCGGCUGUUCGAGAAGCACGACAAGGACCAGGACGGAGCCCUCUCCCCCUUAGAGCUGCAGAACUUCUUCAACGUCUUCCCCUGCCUGCCCUGGGGGCCUGAGCUCUACAACACGGUAUGCACCACUGAUAAAGGCCUGCUUUCCCUGCAUGGAUUCCUCUGCCAGUGGACGCUGGUGGCUUACCUGGACGUACGGCGCUGCCUGGAGUGCCUGGCCUACCUGGGCUACCCCAUCCUCUCGGAGCAGGACUCCCAGACACAAGCCCUCACGGUCACCCGGGAGAAGAAGAUUGACCUGGAGAAAGGCCAGACCCAGAGAAACGUCUUCCUCUGCAAGGUGCUGGGAGCCAGGGGCGCAGGCAAGUCCGCCUUCCUGCAGGCCUUCCUCGGCAGGAGCCUGGCGGUGCAGAGGGAGAAGCCAGGAGAGCCAUCCCUCUACGUGAUCAACACGGUGCAGGUCAACGGCCAGGAAAAGUACCUUAUACUGUACGAGGUCAGCGCUGACACGACCUUCACGAAGCCGUCGGAUGCGGCCUGCGACGUCGCCUGCUUCAUCUACGACCUGAGCGACCCCACAUCCUUCAGCUACUGUGCCACUAUUUAUAAGCAACACUACAUGGACAGCCAGAUCCCCUGCAUCUUCGUGGCCUCCAAGACGGACCUGCCAGAAGCAGCCCAGCAGCCCGGGCUCUCCCCAGCCGAGUUCUGCUACAAGCACUGCCUCCCACCACCCUUCCUCUUCUCCUGCCACAGCCAAGGACCACCAGCCACCACCAUCUACACCAAGCUGGCCACCGCCGCCACCUUCCCGCACUUGAACGCCGUGGAGCUGAGAGCCGCGUCCUUCUGGCUGCGGGUGGCCUUGGGGACAGCAGUGACAGCUCUGGUAGGGUUCACCCUCUACCGCCUGCUCAACAAGAACAAAUGAGGGGACUCACCCCCCCGGGACCCCCCCAACGCUGUGACACCAGCCUCCCCCUCCCCAGUGACACCCCGCGGAGGGGCCCUGCCUCAAACUGGUCCCUGGUGGGGAAAUCCUCCCCUUUUUUCCCCCCCCUCCCUGGAUUGUCAGGACCAGUGAAACCAGACUUCCCAGCACCAGCAGGAUAGAUCCCCCAGCACCGGCUCAAACAGCUGGAGGAUCAUCCCCAUCUUUUAUUCUCCUUGUUUAUUUUUUUUUUUUUUUUAACAUUUGUUUUUAAGCUCAAACGUGAGUGUUUCAGUGUCUGUUGGGCCGGGCGCAUCCCUUCCCCAGGGGGCUGUGCUGGUGCCCUCAAUUUUGGGGGAGGGGGGGGGAGGACACACAACAUUUCCAGUGUCCCUGGGGAGCUCCAGCAGCGGCAGAGCUGUAGGACGGGCUGGUGGCUUCGGUCCCCUGUGUCACACGUCCCAUCUCCUGUCCCUGUUUCCCUCAGCUGACACCCCCACCUCCCCCCUCAUUGUGUUUUGGGGUCCCUCCUGCUGGGAUGCAGCCACCCAGGGGAGGGAGUGAAGGGAUUCUCUCUUGUUUCUACCCAAAAAUACCGGCCAGCCUGUGAGGUGCCAGCCUCUCGCCCCCCCUGCCCUCCUGGGUGGCCUGUCCCCUCCCCACUUGGCCACCAGUAUUCAUGGCCACCAGUAUUUUUGGGAGCCCUGGGGGGGUGGCUGUGGGGGUGCAGGGCUGCCAUCCUUCCUGGCCGUGCCAUGUGGCCCGUGUCCUGUUGUCCCCCUGUCCCCUUGGGGGGCUGUCCCCCUGUCCCCUCGGGGGGCUGUCCCAAACCCCCAGGACAUCUCCUGUAGCUACAACUGGAAGCUCUUUCCUCGCUGGGCGGCUGAUGUGUCCUCAGCCCAGCUCCAUCUGGGGCCAGAGAGACCCACAGCAUCCCCAUCCGUGGGUCCCAAAGAGGGGU